UCAGUUCUAAUCAGAAAAACCAAAACCAAAAGAUCCAAAAUUUCGAAAACUUUGCAUAUUGCAAUUACUACUUUCACGGGCGAGUUUCGCUCUUCUUGUGUCUGAUCUUGUCUGAAAAAUUCUACUUCUCCAGAAAUUGAGAUGCUCUUUUGAACUCUCCGCUGCGUAUUAGGGUUUUCUCAGAGCAAGGACUCUGUUAAUUCGAGCUUGGAAUCGGUGAAUUAUACGGUUGGGGUGUUGAGGAAGAGGAAUGUUUUAUUCACAGUUUAUAUUAGCUAAGAAAGGACCACUUGGGACAAUAUGGAUCGCUGCCCAUUUGGAGAGGAAGCUUCGAAAGAAUCAGAUCGCUGAUACUGACAUUGGUGUCUCCGUUGAUUCUAUUCUCUUUCCGGAAGCUCCAAUUGCGUUGCGUUUGUCCAGCCAUCUUCUCCUUGGUGUGGUUCGUAUAUAUUCCAAAAAGGUGAACUACCUAUUCGAUGAUUGCAGCGAGGCGUUGCUUAAGGUGAAACAAGCUUUUCGCUCCGCUGCUGUUGACUUACCCCCUGAAGAGUCCACUGCACCGUAUCACUCCAUUACUUUGCCUGAGACUUUUGAUCUUGAUGAUUUUGAGCUCCCUGACAAUGAGCUCUUCCAGGGUAAUUACGUUGAUCAUCAUGUUAGUACAAGAGAGCAGAUCACUCUUCAGGAUACCAUGGAUGGUGUUGUAUACUCAACAUCGCAGUUUGGAUUAGAUGAGAGAUUUGGUGAUGGCGACACUUCUCAAGCUGCUUUGGAGCUUGACGAGGAAGUAUUCCAGGACAAGGAAGUUAUUGGAUCCGACGAUGAGGAAGUUCAAGGCACUGAUCACAAUGCAUAUAUGGUUGCGGCAACUCCGGAGAUAAAGGAUGACAUGGUAGGAGUUUCUGAUGCCAUCCCCAGAGAUUUCAAUCAAGAGCAGGUUGAAGAUCUAGCUUUGCGUAAUGAGGUCAUUGAAGAUGCUCAAGCUCCUCAAACCCCUGGGUUGGUUGAGGUGCCAAACUCGUCCAGCGUCAGAGAGCAGCUGGCAAGCGAUGAUCACAUGGAGGUAGAGGAUCUGAAUGCAGAAGAACGUAGCAAGGCCUCUGGAGAGCCGGUUGCUAAUGAGAUGCUUAAUGACCUGACCUCUGAAUAUAAUGAAGGAGAAUCUGCAGUUACUCCCAUGGAGGUGGAUAAGUCGCUGAUUGAUGAAAAUGUCAACUCACAAAACAAGCCGGAGGAGGAGAGGGCAGAGCAUGUACAUGCUACAUCGCCAUGUUGUUCUCACACCAGGGCAGAGAUGGAGGAGUGUCCUGGUCAAGCAAUCACUGAGGCAGGAACCAAUGUUGUGGCGUAUAAGUCAGAUGCUGAGCCUUGUUUAACUCAAGACCCUAAAGAUCCUGUAGAAGAGAACCAAGAUCAUUUUGCCAUUGCGUCAGCCACUGAGGUCAAUCAUGAAACAGAUUCUAGGCCAGAGGAGCAGCUGAAUAACGCAGACGCAACUGAUGAGCAAUUGGGAAACCUGACUGGAUCUACUUAUUCUGAUGUGCCUGCACCUGAAAAGGUAUUAGCUGCACCACCUAACAGACUGGGAGAUGACAACGGUUUCAUGGUUGAAUCUACUACACCAGAUGGCACAUGUAACGAGGAUGCAAGAAACAAUAACAUUACUGGGAAGAAACGCACUUUCACUGAGAGCACCUUAACUGCAGAGAGUCUGAACUCUGUUGAGUCAGUUGGACUGGUUCAGUCCAAGAGAACUGCAGAUUCUUCUGUUCCUGAUGAUGAUGACUUGUUGUCUUCUAUCUUAGUUGGAAAGUCAUCUUUUCUGAAGAUGAGGUCUACACCUGUAGUUGAAAAAGCAACUACAAAACGGUUAAGAGCUUCUGCUCCUCGUUCUACUGCCACAAAGAGGAAGGUUCUAAUGGAUGACCCUAUGGUCUUGCCUGGCGAUGUUAUACGGGAACAGCUGAUAAACACUGAAAGUAUACGCCGUGUGCGAAAGAAGGCGCCUUGCACUGUUUCCGAGAUCUUAAUGCUUCAAAGGCAGGCUUUGGAGGAUGGACUCUUGAAGGAGCCUAUAUUCACUGGUAUGUCAGUGGAGUUAGUAUCUCUACACAAUGAGCCGUAUGAUCUUAGAGGAAUCAUGGUAAUCGAAAAUGAUGAUCGUCGUGCUUGUGCUGGAGUGGUGGAAGGUAAUGAAUGUUCUGUCAGGGCUGUUGAAGAUAAUGCGACUGAAGAAAGCUCUGAUCCUCAAGCUCACCCUAAUGACUCUGAGGAACAACCUGCUGAGGCUCAGACUACUCACUCACAGGACCAACAAAUCAUAAACCAACAGGAAGAAGUGAAAGACGAUAAUGAUCUUGGUGAAACAAGAUGUGACUUUGAAGUUUCAAAAGAGGACAUCGGAGCUGCAGUUGCUGUUGGAGUAACUCUUGUAGUGAAUGACGAGAUCUGUCAACCAUCUGAGGACAAACUCGAUCAUGUAGACAGUGUAGAGGUGGAAGGAUGCCAUGGAAACCAUGAUGGAGGGCUAGGCGGUCAAGAUAUUUGUGAUGUUAUCGAAAUUGCUGAAGGCGAUGUGGAUGACAACGCCGUUCUCAAUGAAACAGACUUUAAAGCUGAAGAUGAGCUUCCAAGUGAAGAUAAGAAGACGGAUGCAUCAGCUGAAGUCAGCGAGUUUUGGAUAGACGACCAAACUCCAUGCGAUAUCACAGUUGGUUCUAUUGAAACUGGAUGCUUAGCAGCUGAUGAUUUUAGUAAUCCGGCUUUGGAAACUUGCAACGAACCUCUAAUGGAAGCAAAUAAUGAUGGGGUGAAUCCACAUAAUGAGAUGUUUAAUGAGGAGGGUUAUAUGCAAAGUGCACCAGAUGCAGAACCUUCUUCUGGCGUUGGUCUUAUGGGAGACAAUGUUGAAAUGGAUACCAUGGAAGUGGCACAUGACACAGGAUUUUUGAACGUGGAUGAUGAUGAAGUAGAUGAAGAUCAUGAGGACGACGAUGGUAUACAAGAUGAUGAUGAGACUCGUCUUCUAGAGAACAGUGGAUGGUCUUCUCGUACCAGGGCUGUGGGGAAGUAUCUCCAGACGAUCUUUGAUAAAGAAGCUGAGAAUGGGAAGAAUGUUGUUGUAGCAGACAAACUUUUAGCUGGGAAAACCCGUAAAGAAGCAUCUAGAAUGUUUUUUGAAACCCUGGUUUUGAAAACAAGAGAUUACAUCCAAGUUGAACAAGCUAAGCCUUACGAAAGCAUAAUCAUAAAACCGCGACCAAAACUCACCAAAUCCAUCUUCUAAAUUGGAGAAAGAUGAUCAGAGUCUCGAAGUUGCAGAUUAGGUAGGUUGGUUCGAAUCAUCCAAAAUGAUUUGUCAUUCUCUAAAGUUAUAGGUUUUCCUGGUGUUCUAGCCUUAACCAUCCAAGUAGCUGGAGGAUGUCAUUUAUUUUAUCUUUAUACAUAUAUAUAUAUAUAUAUGAGUUGUGUAUAUAAUAUUGGUGCCAUCAUGAUCAUUGAUCUGAUCAUCACCAGUUUACAUUUGAGAGAUGCUAAUUUUAUUUUCUUUGGAUAACCCAACUUCUCCGGUUUGUGAUAUUGAACUUGAGAAUGUUUGUUGACAAAAAAAAAGGAAU
Messenger RNA from Brassica oleracea var. oleracea, 3617 nucleotides. RefSeq names its product sister chromatid cohesion 1 protein 4-like. The record is from RefSeq and is a predicted model, not a curated record. NCBI's taxonomy places the organism in Eukaryota, Viridiplantae, Streptophyta, Magnoliopsida, Brassicales, Brassicaceae. Gene Ontology annotation, cellular component: cohesin complex; synaptonemal complex. Gene Ontology annotation, biological process: replication-born double-strand break repair via sister chromatid exchange; synaptonemal complex assembly; mitotic sister chromatid cohesion. The transcript is spliced from 16 exons. Bases 251 to 3286 code for a protein of 1011 amino acids. Gene Ontology annotation, molecular function: protein binding; chromatin binding.